This is a messenger RNA of Leptonychotes weddellii (Weddell seal), 3936 nucleotides long. The record is from RefSeq and is a predicted model, not a curated record. Lineage: Eukaryota; Metazoa; Chordata; Mammalia; Carnivora; Phocidae.
AUGACUACAUCCUCCCAACAGCUAACGUGGCAGGCAUUCCAGACCAUAGUGUCAGACCGGCGGGAGGCAGUGAACGCAGCCCUCCGGGUGCGUAACUACUGCGUGGACUGUGAAGAGACUAGCAAGUGGAUCGAGGACAAGAUGCAGGUGGUGCAGGCCACUAAGGAACUGGGCCAGGACCUGGCGGGCAUCAUUGCCAUCCAGCGGAAGCUGUCGGGGCUGGAGCGCGACGUGGCCGCCAUCCGGGACCGGGUGGGUGCCCUGGAGCGUGAGUCGCAGCAGCUGAUGGCCUCACACCCCGAGCAGGGAGAGGACAUCGGCCAGCGGCAGGCAUGUGUGGAGAAGCUGUGGCAGGAGUUGCAGGAAGCCCUGCUGGAGCAGGAAGCCUCGCUGGGGGAAGCCAGCCAGCUCCAGGCCUUCCUGCAGAAUAUGGAUGACUUCCAGGCCUGGCUGUCCAUGGCCCAGAAGGCCGUGGCCUCCGAGGACAUGCCUGAGUCCCUCCCGGAGGCCGAGCAGCUCCUACAGCAGCACGUGGCCAUCAAAGACGACAUUGACAGGCACCAAGAGAUCUUCCAGAAUGUCAAGGUAUCCGGGGAGAAUGUGAUCCGUGAUCAGACGGACCCCGAGUACCUGCUCCUGGGCCAGAGGCUGGAGGGCCUGGAUGCUGGCUGGGAUGCCCUGUGCCGGAUGUGGGAGAGCCGCAACCACUCCCUCGCCCAGUGCCUCGGCUUCCGGGAGUUCCAGAGAGAUGCCAAGCAAGCUGAAGCCAUCCUCAGCAAUCAGGAAUAUACUCUGGCUCACUUGGAGCCCCCAGACUCCCUAGAAGCUGCAGAGGUUGGGAUCCGGAAGUUUGAGGAUUUCUUGAUGUCUAUGGAGAACAACCAGGAUAAGGUCUUGAGUCCUGUGGACUCUGGAAACAAGCUGAUAGCUGAAGAAAACCUCUACUCAGACAAGAUCCUGGAGAAGGUGCAGCUGAUUGAGGACAGGCACAGGAAAAACAAGGAGAAGGCUGAGGAAACUUCUGUCAUUCUGAAAGACAACUUGGAGCUCCAGCACUUCCUCCAGAACUGCCAGGAGCUCACUCUCUGGAUCAAUGACAAGCUGCUAACAUCUCAGGAUGUCUCCUAUGACGAUGCAAGAAACCUGCAAAACAAGUGGGCAAAGCACCAAGCAUUUAUGGCAGACCUGGCUUCCCACCAGGGGUGGCUAGACAGCAUUGAUGCGGAAGGAAAGCAGCUGAUGGAGGAGAAGACCCAGUAUAGAGCCCUGGUGUCCCAGAGGCUGGAAGAUUUGCACCGGCUCUGGGAUGAGCUUCAGGCCACCACCCAGGAGAGGGCCCAGCACCUCUCAGCUGCCAGGAGCUCCUACCUGCGCUCACAGACCCACGCUGACCUCAACAAGUGGAUCAGCGCUAUGGAGGACCAGCUGCGGUCUGAUGACCCGGGCAAGGACCUGACCAGCGUCAACCGGAUGUUGACUAAGCUGAAGCGUGUGGAGGACCAAGUGAACGUGCGGAAAGAGGAGCUGGGGGAGCUGCUUGCUCAGGUGCCCUCACUGGGAGAGGAGGCAGGAGACACAGACAUGAGCAUCGAGAGGCGGUUCCUGGACCUCCUGGAGCCCCUGGAGAGGAGGAAGAAGCAGCUGGAAUCAUCCCGAGCCAAGCUGCAGAUCAGCAGGGACUUAGAGGAUGAGACACUCUGGGUGGAAGAGAGGCUGCCUCUGGCCCAGUCAGCCGACUAUGGCACGAAUCUGCAAACUGUGCAGCUGUUAAUGAAGAAGAAUCAGACGCUGCAGAACGAGAUCCUGGGCCACGCACCGCGGGUGGAGGACGUGCUGCAGAGAGGGCAGCGGCUGGUGGAGGUGGCUGCGAUUGACUGCGGGGACAUGGAGGAGCGCCUGGGGCACCUGCAGGGCUCGUGGGACGCGCUGCGGGAGGCAGCAGCCAGGAGGCUGCAGCGCCUGCAGGACACCAGCGAGGCCCAGCAGUACUACCUGGACGCAGGCGAGGCCGAGGCCUGGAUCAGUGAGCAGGAGCUCUACAUCAUCUCCGACGAGACCCCCAAGGACGAAGAGGGCGCCAUCGUGAUGCUGAAGAGGCAUGUGAGGCAACAACACGCGCUGGAGGAGUAUGGAAGGAAUAUCAAGCAGCUGGCCGCCAGGGCCCAGAGCCUGCUGUCUGCGGGCCACCCUGAGGGGGAGCAGAUCAUCCGACUUCAGGGGCAAGUGGACAAGCAGUACGCAGGGCUGAAGGACAUAGCCGAAGAACGCAGGCGGAAGCUGGAGAACAUGUAUCACCUGUUCCAGCUGAAGCGGGAGGCAGAUGACUUGGAGCAGUGGAUUUCAGAAAAGGAGCUGGUGGCCUCUUCCCCUGAGAUGGGGCAAGACUUUGACCAUGUUACACUGCUCCGGGACAAGUUCCGGGACUUUGCCCGGGAGACGGGGGCGAUUGGGCAGGAGCGGGUGGACAACGUGAACGUCGUCAUUGAGCGGCUCAUCGACGCAGGCCACAGCGAAGCGGCCACGAUCGCCGAGUGGAAGGAUGGGCUGAACGAAAUGUGGGCGGACCUGCUGGAGCUCAUUGACACGCGCAUGCAGCUGCUGGCCGCCUCCUAUGACCUGCACCGCUACUUCUACACGGGCACGGAGAUCCUGGGCCUCAUCGACGAGAAGCACCGAGAGCUGCCGGAGGACGUGGGGCUGGACGCCAGCACCGCCGAGUCUUUCCACCGGGUGCACACGGCCUUCGAGCGGGAGCUGCACCUGCUGGGCGUGCAGGUCCAGCAGUUCCAGGACGUGGCCGGCCGCCUGCAGAAGGCAUACGCUGGGGAGAAAGCAGAGACCAUCCAGAACAAGGAGCAGGAGGUGUCUGCCGCGUGGCAAGCACUGCUGGACGCCUGUGCCGGCCGCCGCACACAGCUGGUAGACACGGCAGACAAAUUCCGCUUCUUCGCCAUGGCCCGAGACCUCCUCUCCUGGAUGGAGGGCAUCAUCCGGCAGAUCGAGACCCAGGAGAAGCCUAGGGACGUCUCCUCGGUGGAGCUGCUCAUGAAGUAUCACCAGGGCAUCAGGGCAGAGAUCGACACCCGGAGCAAGAACUUCAGCGCCUGCCUGGAGCUGGGGGGGUCCCUGCUGGAGAGACAGCACCAGGCCUCGGAGGAGAUUAGGGAGAAACUGAAGCAGGUGCUAUCCAGGAGGAAGGAGCUGGAUGAGAAGUGGGAGAACCGCCAGGAACAGCUCCGCAUGUCCCUGGAAGUGUGCCAGUUCUCGAGGGACGCCUCUGUGGCCGAAGCGUGGCUGAUCGCCCAGGAGCCCUACCUGGCCAGCCGGGACUUUGGACACACGGUGGAUGGUGUGGAGAAGCUUAUCAAGAGGCACGAGGCUUUUGAGAAAUCCACAGCCACCUGGGCCGAGCGCUUUGCCGCCCUGGAGAAGCCCACCACGCUUGAGCUAAAAGAACGCCAGACCCCAGAGAGACCCGAGGAGGAGAGUGGGCCUCAAGAGGAAGAAGGCGAGACAGCAGGGGAGGCUCCCCGAGGUCCACAUCGUGCAGCCACUGAGAGAACAUCCCCGGGGGAAGAAGAGAGGCAGUGGCCUCAGGACCUGCAGCCGCCACCCCCUCCGGGGCCGCAGGAGAAAUCCAGUGGGGAUGAGAGGCCCGCCACCGAGCCUCUCUUUAAGGUCCUGGACACGCCUCUGAGCGAGGGUGAUGAGCCUACAACGCUGCCGGCCCAGCGGGACCACGGGUACAGUGUGCAGAUGGAGGGCUACCUGGGACGCAAGCAUGACCUGGAGGGGCCCAACAAGAAGGCAUCCAACAGGUGUGUGUGGGACAGGCCACCUGGUGGGAGGGGUGGGCGGCUCCCAGGGACUUCUCCCCCUACAGAGCCUCGGCAACACGGGCAGGGGAGGGGAGAGGGUGCCUUCUGCCUCUUCUGA